Molecule: messenger RNA, 1690 nt
Organism: Etheostoma cragini (Arkansas darter)
Lineage: Eukaryota; Metazoa; Chordata; Actinopteri; Perciformes; Percidae
Product: excitatory amino acid transporter 3-like
Exons: 13
Coding region: 151-1680 (509 amino acids)
Biological process (GO): L-glutamate transmembrane transport
Cellular component (GO): plasma membrane
Molecular function (GO): glutamate:sodium symporter activity; L-glutamate transmembrane transporter activity; neutral L-amino acid transmembrane transporter activity
Source: RefSeq, a predicted model, not a curated record
UUGGUUUUGAACCAAAACAGUAGGUGUAACCUGGUGGUUAGUUAUACAUUGAGGCCUUACGUUAGUUUCUAUGAUUAUUAACUCAUAAAGGUCUACUUCAGCAAGUGUUUCGAUAGAUAUAGCUAAUCACAUUUUGUUAACUGCACGAAUAUGGAGGAAACUCAAGAGGAUCCGACAGUGAACCCAACUACCACCAACUGUUGCAGUAGGAAGAGUAGAUGCUGGAAAUACCUUGUCCAGAAUAUGUUGCUAUUUUUAAGUCUUGUAGCCGUUGCCUUGGGGAUUGCACUAGGCAUGGUUAUCAAGACCUUGCAUCUUCCACAAGUUGACAAACUGUACAUCAUCUUUCCAGGGGAAUUACUCAUGCGUGUCCUUCAGUUUACGACUGUUCCUCUAAUUGUGACCAGUAUGAUAAUAGGAGUUUCUAGUAUGAGUGCGGACACCUCCAGAAAAAUAGCUGUGCGUGCAACACUGUACUUUGUCUUGACAACUCUUCUAUCUGUGACUAUAGGAUUAAUAUUGGUACUGCUGGUCAAACCGGGGGCACCUUUUAUUAUACACAACGAUGACCCAGAAGAUGAGGAAAGGUUAUACAUAGUCUAUGACUUGUUGGAUCUAUUGAGAAACAUGAUGCCUGAGAAUCUGAUUCAGGCUGGCUUCCAACAGUACAAGACUAAAGUUCUGGAGUUUGAAGAUCAAUUAUUUGUUACAAAUUCUAGCCUGCCAACGAAUGCCAGUACAACGCAAGUUGUGGGUCGCUAUGUCAAUGGAGCCAACACACUUGGCCUGAUUGUAUGCUCCUUUGUUUUUGGACUGACCCUCAAGAGCAUGGGAGAAAGAGGCAAAAUAAUCCUGAACAUCUUUAGGAUCCUCAAUGAGAGCACGAAAUAUGUGGUUAACUUGAUAUUGUGGUACUUGCCAUUAGGAGUUCUGUUCAUGGUCACAAGUUAUGUUGUUGAUUCUCAGAACUGGAAUAUUGUCUUCAAACUAGCAAAGUUCAUGGCUGUGGUUGUUGUUGGGCUCCUAAUCCAUGGAUUAAUAGUUCUACCAACAAUCUGUCUUCUGGGUGCGAGACGCAACCCCUGGUUAGUCUUUAAGGGUUUUUUUCCAGCCUUAAAGUCUGCAGCUUUCAUGGCGUCCAGCUCUGCCACACUGCCACUUUCUAUACAAUGCUGCGAGGAGAGAAACAUGUUUGACCCCAGGAUCACUCGCUUCAUGCUGCCCCUUGGGGCUAAUGUCAACAUGGACGGAACUGCCCUCUAUGAAGUAGUCGCAGCGGUUUUCAUUGCCCAACUCAAUGAUAUCCAUCUGGACAUGAGCAAUAUAAUAACCAUCGGAAUGACAUCAGCAGUCGCCAGCGUAGGAGCAGCAGGGAUCCCAGCGGCAGGAGCAGCAACGUCCCUCUUUGUUUUGACCGCGGUUGGCUUACCUGCAAAGGACGCUUGCAUCUUGGUGGUUGGAGAAUGGCUGCUAGACCGCUGCAACACUGUUGUUAAUGUUUUGGGAGACUGUAUUGGCGUUGCAAUGGUCAACCAACUGUCCUUAAAGGAACUGAGCGAAACUGAGGAAAUAAAUCAAGACAGGAAAAGGACGGCUAAUGAUGCUGGGGAUGAGGACUACCAUUCUUUAAAUUCCCUUCAUGCACUGGCAGAAAUAUCUUCAAAUGAGAAUAUAAAAUAGCAAAAUAAAC